CUCUCUCUCUCUCUCUCUCCCUCAGUCCAUUUCUAUUUCCGCCUCCCCUUCCGCUCCUCCCUCUCCGUCAUACAGGACCUCUAUCCCAUGGAUGAGGAGGAUUUCUCUCGCUUUGACCCCGAGGGGAGGGUUGUCCUGCCGGACGAGCUGUACGAGCGUGCCCUGGCCCGGGUGAUUGAGCGCGACUUCUUCCCCGCCCUAGCUCGGGAGCGCGCCGCGCAGGAGCGCCUCGCGCGUCUUCACCGGACCGAUACCACCCGGAAUGCGGCCCAAGUCCGAGCCACCCCCACGCCGACCACCCUGCAGCAUGUCUCGAUUGCCCCGCUAUCCGUGCGCUCCGGCAUCCUUGCUCCGGGCAUUGACGAGGAGGACGACUUGCCGACCGAGGUCAAUGUGGCCGGCCUAUCGCUCGAUACAUUUGCCGCGAUGUAUGUGUCCGAAGAUAGCGCCUACGAUGCGGGCGUGGCUCGACGGCUGACCGUCCGUCGAGCUGCCGACCUGGCCCAGCGUUUCGGCCUCGAUGCACCAACCCUCGAGCAGCACAUGCUGGAAGCAUCUUCCUUGACGGGCCGGCGUGAGCGUUUGCCCCUCCUCGAGGCGCCCAAGGACCCCGAGCGAGAAGGCUCGCUCGGUUCAGCGAUCAUGUUCCAGCCGCGUGCAUUGCCGCCCCCCGAGCAGCUCAGUGCCACUGCCCCCGGUGUGCCGGUUAUUCACCAUGACAAUGUCCGGUUUGCUCGACCUCUUCCACCGGCUCAGCCGUCCGGCGCUGGUAAGUCCGGCGCUGGUAAGUCCGAGCCCUCCCCCUCCUCCUCCUCCUCUCCGUCGGUGGUCCUGCCUUUGCAGGGGGCAGAUCCAUUUUCCGAGCCACCAAGCGGGGCCGCACUCAGGUUCGAUCCAUCCGGCAAGCAGCUUGGCGUGGCCACGGUUGGCCAGGUGAAUGGCCACGCACUUAUUGAGCGCACCCCCCGGUUGUCCCCUUCCCGGCACUUUGAGCCGAUCAUGACCUGGGGUGUGGUCGCGUCCACACCUUUGGCCCUGUCGGAGGACACCACCGGCGCCGGGGGCCCCGGUGACAUGUGGGACGCCGGGGCCGCGGCCACCCGCGACCAGUCCUACGUCCAUCGGCUGCCGGAGGCCGAUCCCAUGGAUCGCGUGGCCCGGGAGCUUUGGCGCAAGAUGCGGGCCUCCUCCUCCUCCUCCUCGGGCGGAGGCGGCUCGACGGCCGGCUCCGGCGCUGGCAGCCGGACCCCGGUUCACUUGACUCCCACUUCCCUGCGCACGCCGUCCACCCCCUUGCACCUCAUGUCCCCGGCGGCGCGGGCCCUUCAGCGGCAGGCCCAGCGCUCUGGCUUCACCCCCUUGUCUACUCCCUCCGGCCGGUCGGGCUAUCGACCAGCCUCCUUCAGUCCAUCCCCUGUGGCCGGGGGAUCAGCCGCCCCGGCGGCCCAUGUUAGUCGGCGCUCAUUGUCGCAGGCCUUCCGGACGCCGAUCGCGCGGCCUCCAGGCCCAAGCCGGGGGUCGCGUCCGGCCACCACUCGCGCACCCACGCAUCCCCCGCCCCCCGAGCAGUGAGACCCCGUGCCUUUGUUUGUCGUUGCUGCCCUCUGUCUGCCGCCCAGUAUACACACAUACACAUGUCUGUC
This is a messenger RNA of Fonticula alba, 1643 nucleotides long. RefSeq lists its product as hypothetical. The record is from RefSeq and is a predicted model, not a curated record. Gene Ontology annotation, cellular component: catalytic step 2 spliceosome. The coding region runs from base 88 to 1572 and encodes 494 amino acids. Lineage: Eukaryota; Rotosphaerida; Fonticulaceae. The transcript is spliced from 4 exons.